AUGAAGGUUGGAGUCGUGAAGGGUGGCGACGUGGAGGGCGUGGAGGGCUGCUGUGGCGUGAAGGGUGGCCUCGACAUGAAGGGUGGCGUCGUGCAGGGCUGCCUCGGCGGGAAGGGCGGCGGCGUGAAGCGCGACCACGGCAUGAAGAUCGGCCUCGUCGUGAAAGGCAGCGGUGUGAAAGGCGGCCUCUACGUGCAGGGCUACCUCGUCGUGAAGGACGGCGGCGUGAAGGGCGUGGAGGGCGGCUCGGCAUGA
Phytophthora infestans T30-4 is the source of this 255-nucleotide messenger RNA. RefSeq lists its product as uncharacterized. The coding region runs from base 1 to 255 and encodes 84 amino acids. The record is from RefSeq and is a predicted model, not a curated record. The transcript has a single exon. NCBI's taxonomy places the organism in Eukaryota, Oomycota, Peronosporomycetes, Peronosporales, Peronosporaceae.